Messenger RNA from Impatiens glandulifera, 2002 nucleotides. Its product is annotated as cytochrome P450 710A11-like. Gene Ontology annotation, biological process: sterol metabolic process. The transcript has a single exon. The record is from RefSeq and is a predicted model, not a curated record. Lineage: Eukaryota; Viridiplantae; Streptophyta; Magnoliopsida; Ericales; Balsaminaceae. Gene Ontology annotation, molecular function: monooxygenase activity; heme binding; iron ion binding. The coding region runs from base 112 to 1644 and encodes 510 amino acids.
CUUCUUCUUCAAAUUUAAAAUCGAUUCAUCUAGAGAGAGAAAGCUACAAUUGUAGCAUUUCUCCUCUCAAUCUUCUCUCUCUACAAUCCAGAUCCAAGAGGAGGAUCAACAAUGGAGGAAGCAUCAUCAAUCUGGUCUACGGUGACCCAAUUCCUCCCACACAUUUUCUCUCUAUUUGCCGUACUCCUCGUCCUCGAGCAGAUCUCGUACCUCAAGAAGAAACGCUCACUUCCAGGGCCGGCGCUGGUGAUUCCAUUUCUGGGUAACGCUAUAUCUCUUGUAAGAGAACCAACCAAAUUCUGGGAAGUCCAAGCAGCCAUGGCCAAGACCUCCAGUCUUGGUAUCUCCGCGAAUUAUCUAAUUGGUAAGUUCAUCGUUUUCAUCCGCGACUCUGACCUUUCACACAAGAUCUUCGCCAAUGUACGUCCAGAUGCGUUCCACCUUGUCGGACAUCCGUUCGGGAAGAAGCUAUUUGGGGAACACAAUCUCAUUUACAUGUUUGGGCAAGAACAUAAAGAUCUCCGUGGACGUAUUGCUCCUAAUUUCACCCCAAAAGCCCUAGCUACUUACACUUCGAUUCAACAGAAUAUCAUUCACAAACAUAUUCGGCGUUGGCUUGAAGAAGAUUAUUCCAAAUCAGGGUCGUCGUCAACGGGAUCUCCAAUCAGCCUCCGGUUUCUCGUUCGCGACAUGAAUCUUGAGACAUCCCAGACUGUCUUUGUCGGUCCUUACUUAAAGCCGGAAUUGAAGGAGAGGUUUGAUAAGGACUAUAAUCUCUUCAAUGUAGGUGUAAUGGCGUUGCCAAUUGAUCUUCCUGGAUUUGCUUUCCAGGAAGCUAGGAUUGGAGUUAAACGGCUAGUCGAAACCCUAGCUCUUUGUGCAGAGGAAAGUAAGGAGAUGAUGAGGAAAGGGAAUGAACCGAUAUGUUUAAUGGACUACUGGAUGCAGGAAACUGUUAGAGAGAUUGACGAGGCAAAGGCAUCUGGGUCUCCCCCGCCUGCAAACAGUAGCAGCCUCGAGAUCGGAGGUUACAUUUUCGAUUUCCUCUUCGCGGCACAAGACGCUUCAACCUCGUCGUUGCUCUGGGCUGUGACCCUCUUGGACUCACACCCAGAUGUCCUUGCAAAGGUUCGGCGUGAAGUGGCCUCGAUUUGGUCGCCGGAGACCGACGGACCUAUAACCUCGGAGAAACUCCGGGAAAUGAAAUACACAGAGGCGGUGGCGCGUGAGGUUGUGAGAAUCAAGGCGCCGGCAACGCUGGUUCCUCACAUAGCAGGUGAAGAUUUCAAGCUUACAGAAAACUACACUAUCCCAAAAGGCGCCAUCGUUUUCCCAUCUGUGUACGAGUCAUCUUUCCAGGGAUUCAUAGAAGCGGAGAAGUUCGAUCCGGAGAGGUUCAUGGAGGAGAGACAGGAGGACAGAAUCUACAAGAAGAACUUCCUAGUUUUUGGAGCAGGAGCUCAUCAGUGCGUGGGGCAGAGAUACGCUAUCAGACAUUUGGUUCUGUUCAUCGCUAUGUUCACUUCGAUGGUUGAUUUCAAGAGACACCUGACAGAUGGGUGUGAUGAAAUUGUAUAUGUUCCGACCAUUUGCCCAAAAGAUGAUUGCAAAGUUAGCCUAUCCAAGAGAAAGGUGCAUAUCUGAUCUGAACCCACCUUUUUUUACUUCUUGUUGUUGUCAAAUCUAUCCCCUUUACUAUAUCUUCUUCUACUACUACUACUUCUUGUUCUUGGGUACUGCAUGGAUUGGAUUUGGGGCGGCUAUAAUUUAUGUUUUUGAUCGUUUUGGGUGGCAAUUAGGAGGAGGAUUAGCUUAGAGAGAAGGAUGGUGGUAGGUAGCAAUUGAUAAAAAUUUGAAAAUUGUUGGUUUUUUGUUAUUUGUGAUUCUUUGUUGUGAGAUGAUGAUUGUUGAGUGAGGAAUAUUAGUAGUAAUAGUAUAUUCAUUUGUAUGAUGAUCAAAAUCAAGUUGAGGAGUGAAUAUGGGAUAUUGGCUUGUUUAUUUA